Molecule: messenger RNA, 1538 nt
Organism: Amphiprion ocellaris (clown anemonefish)
Lineage: Eukaryota; Metazoa; Chordata; Actinopteri; Pomacentridae
Gene: prxl2c
Product: peroxiredoxin like 2C
Exons: 6
Coding region: 77-754 (225 amino acids)
Source: RefSeq, a predicted model, not a curated record
GAAUUUCCAGCCAGCAGCUCCUCCGGGCUGAACGGCUCCGAAAAUAGCUCUGCGAAUUCGGAAGCGUCAGAAAAAAAUGGCUGAGGAAGUUUUACCAAUAACUCGACAAGUAACUACAGAAAGCCGGGAAACCGGGACCAGUUUUGUCGAUAUUCAUCUCCUGGACGUCGAGGAUUGUUUAAUUUACGACCGGCAUGGCGUCUGUAUUCCGUUCAAGAGCUUAUAUCAAGAAAGGAAAUCGAUCAUAAUUUUCGUUCGGAAUUUUCUGUGCUACAGCUGCAAAGAGUAUGUUGAGGAUUUGAGCAAAAUACCAAGAGAGGCACUGGAGGAUGCUGAAAUUAGACUGGUUGUGAUUGGUCAGUCUGCUCAUUGUCACAUUGAGUCAUUCUGCUCGCUGACUGGAUAUCCGUAUGAAAUAUACGUGGACCCAGAGAGAUGCAUUUACCAAAAGCUUGGCAUGAAGAGAGAGGAAACAUUUACAGACUCUGCUCCUCCAAGUCCACAUGUGAAGUCUGGUAUGUUUGUGGGCCAAAUGAAGAGUAUAUGGAGGGCCAUGACUAGUCCUGCAUUUGAUUUUCAAGGUGACCUACAUCAGCAGGGUGGAGCCAUUAUUGCAGGACCUGGCUCUCAAGUUCAUUUCUCCCAUUUUGACAUGAAUCGGAUGGACCACAUGCCCAUUAACUGGCUCCUUCAGCUCGCCGGAGUCCAACAGACCCUGGACUUCAGCGAUAAACCAAAGAUCAUCCAUGUGUAGCAAUAGCUGCUGUAAAGAAAUACUGCCAUAAACCUGGGUCAUUUGCACGGCAGUUAGAAUAUUAAGGGGUGAUGCACUUUCUUUUCGAACCUUGGUGUAGUUCUUACAAAGCUUUUGGUUUUGUUUGGGUUAAUUAUCCUAUUGUCGUAUGAAUCUGUCUCUACACAGAUGCAAACCAGAGGUAACGGUGUGUUUGAAGACUGGAGUGCUGUUUCUCCUCAGUCAGGGUGCACUAAAUUCAGAAUGGAAAAACUGAGUGGAAAAACACUGCCAGUCUUAAAUCAUGUUUCACUAUAGGUUACAUCCAGUAGGGAAUGAUUAUAUUUCCUGUUUGUCCACUUACAUACCCUUCUGUCAUUGCUGCACAUCUCAACUAAGUUCACCCCAAGCGUUUGUUCUUGUUUCCCCUCCUGAGAAGAGGUUUAGAGACACUACUCAUAGGACUUUUACUUCAAUUUUACUGAUUGGAGUCUUGCAUGCUUCACCUGACAAAUUGUGUCAUGACACGAGGUAGUUUUUCUAUCUCUUAGUGAACCAAGCUUGUAGUAUUGAUCUUCUGAUGGUGUGAUGAUUUUAGGUCUGUCUGUGCUUUGGAUACACCUCUCCAGUAUUUUCUACAAAGGAGCUAACAUGAUCAGUGCCUUAAAUCAAUUCAAACACAGACCUCGAAAUAGAGCAGAUUCUUAAUAUUUCUUUUUCCUUUUACAUAUCAAAGCUUCUCGUGUUUUUAAUCCUCAACAUUGUCAUUAUUUGUAGGUUGUAAAUAAAUAUGAUGGAUGUUUAA